AACUCGUGACGUAAGUGAACGACGGUUCCACCCGUGGUCCGUAGUUCUCUUUUAUCUCUUCAGAUCCUCGGUGAAAACGAAAUCUCCCGGGUAUCAUGCUAGUCACACUGCCUGUUUGAGAUUGAACUUUCUACGUCAUCCUUACUAUCGCUCUCGAUGAUAAGAACUGCAUUUUGUCAACGAAAUUCUGUGAGCGACCAUUACCAACGAUCACGACCACUCUCCACUUUCAAUCGUCAAACUGAUGGUUACGGCGCGACGUCUGCUGGAAGCUCUGGCUUUCGUAAGAAAUCAAUGAUGUGUCCAGGUCAUAUUUCUCGCCGAGAAAUGCUAGUUGAAAGUGGCAAUGUUGCCAGUCUAACAAGGACCAUUUGCAUCCAUAGUUGUGCACGUGUCAUUAUACAUAUGCGUGGAGGAAAUUAUAAAUUAUAGUUUCAAUGGAAAAGGACAGCGUGAAUAAAGUUCCAGAUCAAUUUAAACUUCUUCCAAAAAUUAUAAAUGGCGGGAUCGCAGGUAUCAUCGGUGUCUCUGUGGUAUUCCCACUGGACUUGGUUAAAACACGAUUACAGAAUCAAGUUAUUGGCCCUAGUGGCGAACGAAUGUACAAAUCAAUGUUUGACUGUUUUAAGAAGACUUACAAUGCCGAAGGCUACUUCGGCAUGUAUAAAGGAUCCGGUGUGAACAUUCUUUUAAUCACACCAGAAAAGGCAAUCAAACUCACUGCCAACGAUACAUUUCGUUAUUACUUAUCUACAGGGCCUGGACAGAAACUGCCACUAGAACGUGAAAUGCUCGCCGGUGGAUUAGCUGGAGCAUGUCAAAUUAUCGUCACAACACCGAUGGAACUACUGAAAAUUCAAAUGCAAGAUGCUGGACGAGUAGCGGCAGCAGCAAAGGAAGCUGGGAAAGUUGUACCAAAGGUGUCGGCUUUAUCAUUAACGAAAGAUUUAUUGCGGAAAAGAGGCAUUUUGGGGCUUUAUCAAGGUACUGGUGCAACAGCGCUUAGAGAUGUCACAUUUUCUAUUAUUUACUUCCCACUAUUCGCUAGACUGAACGAUAUUGGGCCAAAGAGAGAGGAUGGUUCCUCCGUAUUUUGGUGUUCGUUUUUGUCUGGUUGUACCGCUGGUUCUAUAGCUGCAUUAUCAGUGAAUCCGUUUGACGUAGUCAAAACAAGAUUGCAAGUAAUCAAAAAGGCACCCGGUGAACCAACAUACGAUGGUGUACUGGACUGCAUAACUAAAACAUUGAAGAACGAAGGUCCAACUGCAUUCUUCAAAGGUGGAGCGUGCAGAAUGAUCGUGAUAGCGCCCCUUUUCGGGAUCGCACAAACCAUUUACUACCUCGGCGUCGCAGAAUGGCUAUUGGGUUUUAAGUGAACAUCAUCGCCCUCUUCUUCUUCUGUGUCGUCUUAGAAUACUCUGGGAUUAAACUGACAAUAACUGGCGCGUAAUAGAUGUAUGUUCGCUUAAUAUGGUUCGCUAGUUGCCGAGUAAGUGAAUUGUUCUUUUCUUAAUUACUCGAGAACCUUGGUUAUCGGACGCGCGCAAAUUGUAUUCAAUGUUUAUUUGAUAAAUUAUCGACGUACAGAAGUGUCUUUUUUAUUUUUGAUAUUUAUGUAUUAUUAUAAUAGUUCUUUUAAUCGCAAUUACUUUUAAUUUUGUUUCUCUCUCUCUCUCUCUCUUUCUCUUUUUUUUUCAAAGAUUUCACAGUGCAAUAAAGCUUUCAAAAUAAAAUGGAGUUGUAAAUAAAAUGAAAACCUCUCUACGGCUUAAAAAAUCAACAAAAUAUCAAAAAUUACACAGCAUUUCAAUAGUAAUAUGAUUUUAAGUUUGAUACAUGUCUCAUCGAAUUAAAUUAUUGAGUAUAAUAGAAGCAGAGAAGAAAACAUUCAAUGUAAUUAGGCAGUUAAUCUCAUGAAUUUAUUUCUACGUAUUUUUGUGAUUGUCUCUUCAGAUAAUCAAGGUUCUGGUGAGCUAUUACGAAGGCUAAGUCACCGUUUAUAAACGAUAACGUUGAUUUUGACUUAAUAUCAUUAUCGUAUGAGAAUGAAAUUCGUGAUUUGCGAUCGAGUUCGCUUAUUUUCACCAUUGACGAACUAAUUAUAAAUCUUAGGAUUCUAUUAUCCCCAUCUUACCUAUGCCUUAUACCGGAUUACUUCUUCAACAACCAGUGUUUCCAACUUUCUUUAUUUACUUUUUUAUUUCACAUUUUAGUUUUUUAUAACAUUUACAAUAAGUUAUUAAGGUAUCUGCAAAGUAAGAUAGACUAUUAUUUUUAUAUCUUAUUUUUAUUUUAUAUAUAAAUGGAACGCGAAUAAGUUUGCGGACAAAUUUAUAAACAUAAAGUAUUACAUACCGUUAUUACGUAUUAUACAUCAUAUCGUUAAUAAAUAUCGCGAAAAAAAUCGACUAAAUUAUUUAUGUUGUAUAUGUUAUGUCGUAAUGAUGGGAACACUGGUAUAGUCUACCGUGAUAACAAGAGCUUACAUUUUGUAAGAGAUUACAUAAUUUCAUUUGUGAAUUCUAGUUAAUGCUGUAGUCAGAUCGUUGCUAUAUCUUUAAGAAUCAAAUAAUAGGAAAUAACUCUUAAUUGGUAUGAUUAUAAAAUAUAAAAAUCAUGCAUCGAGGAAUGCAUAUGAAUGUUUUGUUGUAUUUUAAAUUUAUAAACUAAUGUUUUGUUUUAAUGUAUGUUUUAAAUUAAAAUUUAACAUAUCGUUAUUCUAUGUUCUGUUAACAUAAUUAUACGAUUAUCAUAAACGUAGCUGACUUAUUAAGGAACCUCAAGUCGUUUUAAUUUAGAAACUGCCGUUUGAAAUAUUUCUAUACUUGCUUCUACCUUUUAUAAUUAUUUAUCUUCAGAUACGUUUAUAGAUUUGUAUCUGUUUAAAAUAUUUAUCAAAUAUCAUAGCAAUUAAGAGUUAACUUGUUCUUCCGUUUUCCUUCUUAGGAAAUUUUGUGGAGAGAUACUAGAAGAAAUUUCCCAAAUAUGGGGAUUUAUUGUCAAUUUUACUAGUAAAAGAAAUUCUAGAUAUAUAAUAAAAAUAUUCAUGUUAUCGAUGUAUAUUGACAUUGUACAGAAGUAAAUCUUAGCGGUUCUUCAAAAAUA
Bombus terrestris (buff-tailed bumblebee) is the source of this 3105-nucleotide messenger RNA. RefSeq names its product mitochondrial glutamate carrier 1. Bases 438 to 1376 code for a protein of 312 amino acids. The transcript is spliced from 9 exons. Gene Ontology annotation, molecular function: L-aspartate transmembrane transporter activity; L-glutamate transmembrane transporter activity. The record is from RefSeq and is a predicted model, not a curated record. Gene Ontology annotation, biological process: L-glutamate transmembrane transport; aspartate transmembrane transport; malate-aspartate shuttle. Lineage: Eukaryota; Metazoa; Arthropoda; Insecta; Hymenoptera; Apidae.